This is a messenger RNA of Misgurnus anguillicaudatus (oriental weatherfish), 1663 nucleotides long. The record is from RefSeq and is a predicted model, not a curated record. Lineage: Eukaryota; Metazoa; Chordata; Actinopteri; Cypriniformes; Cobitidae.
CGCUGAACUCUGUCCGUGCGGAAACCGGCAGCGCGCGUGCGUGGCAGUUUCAGAAUGGAAGAUGCGCGCGACAUGUAAAUGAUCGUGUCACGCGUUUAAUUCACACCGAUAGAUGAAUUUAACAUCUGUGAUCUCUAGCAACGCGUGUAAGUGAUCAUGAUGAGUGUUUGUACACUGGUGAUGAUGAUGCUGGCGGUUCCAGCUGCUCUCAGUUCAGAUUCUGACACACAGAGACACAGACGACAAGACUCAAACCUGGAGAUCUAUAAACGUUUGUUUGAGACGAAGAGGAAAGAUCAACUGAACGCUCUGAAGAACCUGGUGGAGCUCAAUGACAUCAACCAGCAGUAUAAGAUCAUAGACAUCAUGCUGAAGGGACUCUUCAAGGUGCUAGAAGAUUCUCGAGCUGUGCUUAUAGCUGCUAAUAUGAAGCCUGAUGAUCCUUUUCCACAAGAUGACAAAAUCAAAGAAGCGUACUCUCAUGUGGUGGAGAACACAGCGUUUUUUGGAGACGUGGCUCUGCGUUUUCCUCGUAUAGUUCAUCAUUAUUAUGAUCGUAAUCCAGAUUGGAGCGGUCUUCUGCGCUGGGGUUUGAGUUUCUGUAAUCAGACGGGUGUCUUUACUGGAGGAGCACACCAGCACGUCCUUUCACUGAUGUCACAGGAGUUGGGAAUCAUAGAGAAAUCUUCAGACUUCCUCAAUCCAUACCGUACAGAGAGAGAUGACGUGCUUCACACAGCAGAGGCGUUUCAGAAAAUCCUCCGUGAGGAAGAGAAGAGGAGGAGGAAGGAGGAGAAGAGGAAGGAGAUCAGGAAAGGUCCCCGUAUCUCUCGUUCUCGUUCAGAGUUAUAGAGAUGUGAUGAUGAUGAUGAUGAUGAGGAGGAGGAGGAGGACAGGACAGCAGAAGAUCAGUGGAUGAAUCAGGGAGUCCACAGUGUUCACUCACUUCUGCUGGGAAAUCUCUCGUGGACGUCAAACGUUUACAGAUUUUCACAAAGACUCUUCAAACUGUUUUUAUCUCGGUGAGGUGAGGGCUUACAGAAGAUCUUCAUUAUAUUCACUCUUGUUCAGAUGUGUUUAGUGCUGUUGUAUUAUUGGGAGAUUUAAAUAUUGUACUGUACUGCCUUUAUGGGAGUGGUCUGAUCAGUGGGUGUGGUCUGAUGAGUGGGUGGGGUUCAGGGUUGAUUGUCAGGGGUGGGGUCUGUUUCUCAGAUGAGGAUAUUUCGGGCAUUGCAGGGAAGAUCCUAUAGGUAUUUAACAGAAAUAAUAAAAGUGUAUAGGUUUAAAGUGUACACUUAUAGAAAUGCUUUAGGUUCACAUAUAUAUGAAAGUGGAAUUAAAUUUAAAUUUUGUUUUGCUACACAAUAUACUCAAAUAAUACAAUCAUUGAUGUUUUCCAUUGACUUCUUUAAUGUUAAGGUUGUGCGUGCGAGAGAGAGAGAGAGAGAGAGACAGACAGACUAGAGUUGUGACCUGAGAUCAGAUGUGUAGAUUCAUCACUGCACUGCCAGAAGUCAGAAACCCUUUACAGAGAGAUUGAGAUUCAUGAAUGUUUUAUGAUUUAAUGUGGAAAGAUACUAAAACGAGUGUGAAUGCAGAUCUGAAUCUCUGUUCAGAUUCACUUCCCUUUCUGUUUGAAUAAACUCAUCAUGUGAGAAUCCAA